Molecule: messenger RNA, 3762 nt
Organism: Cornus florida
Lineage: Eukaryota; Viridiplantae; Streptophyta; Magnoliopsida; Cornales; Cornaceae
Product: phosphoinositide phosphatase SAC3-like
Exons: 16
Coding region: 743-3277 (844 amino acids)
Biological process (GO): phosphatidylinositol dephosphorylation
Cellular component (GO): intracellular membrane-bounded organelle
Molecular function (GO): phosphatidylinositol-3,5-bisphosphate 5-phosphatase activity
Source: RefSeq, a predicted model, not a curated record
GUGUAUAUGGUGUGGCCACCCAAGGUGUGGUUUUGAUUUCUUCUUCGCAUCCGAGAGUUCCUUCUCCUUUCUCUCUCUACAUUCAUUCACUCUUUCUUGAAUCUCUAAUAAAUAUUACCAAUAUAUAUCAUCAUCAUCAUCAAGAAAAUUAGGUAUAUUCAACUUCGAAGCUUUUCUAGUUCCUCCCACCAAAAUUUUUAUUUUAUUUUUUCAUUCUGAUCUUUUCCCUGUUCCUCCUCCUACAAUAUAUCCAUUUUCAAUUUUCAAUUUCAAAUUUCCCUUAAAUUUCGCCUCAAUUAUCGAUCUAUCUUAUUUCUUUCCAAUUUUUGUUUUGCCUCUCGCCAUUAGCUUCAAAUUGUGUAUCUUUUUGUUAUCUGUAUUAUCUGGCCGAAGAUCAGAAGCUGUUUGUAGGAUUAGAGCCUCUCUUUCUACAUCUCUGUGUGUAUAUAAAUAAAUAUAUAUAAUAUAUAUUGUAUAUAUAUAAUUAUUUUGACACACACAUAUACAAAGAAUUGUGGGUAUAAUCUAGGGGUUUCUGUUAGGGUGUUUGUUUGUGAAUGGAAGACACAAAAAAAUUGGAAUAAAAGUGAGGAGGGUUGAAGAUAGAGAAGGGAAAGAAAAUGCUAUACUUGAAGCAGCCAAACUUCAUGAUGGGGUGCAUAUGGCGGGAAAGUCGGUGAGUUUCUCAGUUGAAUGCGAGUCUGAUUGCUUCCCGAGCCCGAGGCUCGGGAUCUGAACCCUAAUGGCGUCGGAGAAUGGGAGCCCCCUGCUCACUCUGACAAACACCGAAGACGAAUCCUCCUCUCCCGCAUCCCAGGCCUGUAUGCAGAAAUUCAGGCUAUACGAGACUCGAUCGAAAUUUUAUAUGAUAGGAAGAGAUAAGAGUAGAACAUACUGGAGAGUUUUAAAGAUUGACAGGUUGGAGCCUUCUGAGCUAAACAUCCGUGAAGAUUCUACUACAUAUACAGAGAUUGAAUGCUCUGACCUGUUGAGAAGGAUACACGAGGGAAACAGGUCAACCGGAGGCCUUAAAUUUGUCACUACUUGUUACGGAAUUGUUGGGUUCAUUAGAUUUCUGGGGCCUUAUUACAUGCUGCUUAUUACGAAACGAAGGCAGAUUGGUGCAAUUUGUGGCCAUACCAUCUAUGCUGUCUCCAAGAGUGAGAUGAUUCCACUUCCAAAUUCUGCAGUUCUAGACAACAUGGUUGAAUCUAAGAAUGAGAACAGAUACAAGAAGCUCCUGAGCAUGGUGGAUCUUACAAAGGACUUCUUUUUCAGCUACUCAUACCAUGUUAUGCGGAGUUUUCAAAAGAAUAUGUGUUAUAGUGAGCCAGGACCGGUUCUCUAUGAAACUAUGUUCGUCUGGAAUGAGUUCUUGACUCAUGGAGUUCGGAAUCUCCUUCAGAAUACUAUUUGGACAGUUGCUUUGGUCUAUGGUUUUUUUAAACAGGCUACAUUAUCUAUAUCCGGGCGGGACUUCAAGCUGACUCUCAUUGCAAGACGUUCACGUCAUUAUGCUGGCACCAGAUAUCUAAAACGAGGUGUAAAUGAGAAGGGCAGAGUUGCAAAUGAUGUUGAGACAGAACAGAUUGUUUUUGAGGAUGUUCCUGAAGGGUUUCCGAUGCAAAUUAGUUCUGUCGUUCAAAACCGUGGCUCAAUCCCUCUUUUCUGGUCUCAAGAAACUUCACGCCUGAAUAUCAAACCUGAUAUUAUAUUGUCAAAGAAGGACCAAAAUUAUGAGGCCACCAGACUUCAUUUUGAAAAUCUUGGCAAGAGAUAUGGAAAUCCCAUAAUCAUUUUGAAUUUGAUUAAGACGCAUGAAAAGAAGCCAAGAGAAUCUAUUCUCCGAGCAGAGUUUGCUAAUGCGAUUGAAUUUAUAAAUAAAGAUUUAUCAGAGGAGAACCGUCUUAAGUUUCUUCACUGGGAUUUACACAAACAUUCUCGCAGUAAAGCUACAAAUGUCUUGCUACUUUUGGGCAAAGUUGCUGCAUAUGCAUUGACACUUACAGGUCUCUUUUAUUGUCAAGUAGCACCAGCCAUGAGGUCUGAGGGGUGUUUAAAAUGUCCUUAUUUUGAGGAUGAUGAUGAUAACAGUCUGUCUCCCUCUACACAUUGCAAAAUCAAUAUCGAAAAACAUUAUGACAAUGACAACGAAGAUGCUAAUAACUCAGACACAAAACUUUAUGAGAGUAACUCCAUGGCUAAUGGAAAUCAUCCUGUUAAGCCACCCAUGUUCCAAAAGGGGGUUCUCAGGACCAAUUGCAUCGACUGCUUAGACCGCACAAAUGUUGCACAGUAUGCAUAUGGGUUGGCUGCUCUUGGAAAGCAACUCCGUUCUCUUGGAGUCAUAGACGCUGCAAAGAUAGACCUCGAUGACCCUAUAGCUGAUGAAUUGAUGGGGUUCUACGAGAGAAUGGGUGACACACUUGCGCACCAGUAUGGUGGCUCAGCCGCGCACAACAAGAUAUUCUCCCAGAGAAGGGGCCAGUGGCAAGCCGCAACACAAUCCCAGGAAUUCUUCAGGACUCUUCAGCGGUACUACAGCAAUGCGUACAUGGAUGCUGAGAAACAAAAUGCAAUUAAUGUAUUCUUGGGGUAUUUCCAGCCGCAACAGGGUAAACCUGAACUCUGGGAGUUGGAUUCUGACCAGCAUUACAGUGGAUGGAGAAAUGGACAAACAAAUGUGGUUGAAAAUGGAAGGUCAUUUUUCAAAAGAUCCAUGUCAGAUGGAAACAUCCUCCGUGAAAGAUCAUCCAUGUCUAGCUCAAACAUGAAGCAGGACCUUUGUAACUCUGUAUUAUCUGGUAUGUCACAAGGAGGAAAUAACAUUCUUUCAGAAUCGACGCCAGAAAUAUCAAGUUGUGAAAGUGGUGAUAUGACGUUUUCAAGAUAUACUCCCUUGAUGCCUCGAAGGCACCUUUUUCGAGAUAUGCAAAGAGACAGAUACCCUGACGAUGAUCAUGGGGAUGCAUUUGACUGCUCCAACUUUGUUGAUUUAGAUUGGCUAUCCUCCUCUGGAAAUUCAUGUGAGGAAGAUUUAUAUGAGAGGUCAACAAUAACGAACUCUCCAAUUGCUGGGUUGUCGUCAGAGAAUGUCAUCAAUGGAGUUGUUGGGGAUAUGACCCCAUCUACCAGUGAAUGUGGAUCUAGCAUAAAGGGGAGGGAGCAGACUGCAAUGGAGCUAUCCUAUGAUGAAACCCAGUGUUUAGAGGUUCUUGAGGAAUUUUCGGAUAGUUUUGUGCGCUGGGUAACCUAUGGAGAGACACUCUGCCACUGAAGUUUGGAUCAGGUUCUUGGUAUCAGUAAUUCUUCCAUCCUCGUUCGUGUCAACAUGCCAUUUUGCAUGGGAAUGGUAGAGCUUAGAGGUGGUAAUGGAAACAAGAAGGAAAGAAAGCAGUGGUACCGGCACCCUUUUUUCCCCCCCCAAGUAGCUAUUGGCCCGCUCCUCAUGUAUGUCUUGCAGCGUUAAUUUGUUCAUGGAAAUCUCAAUCGGAACCUGAUACCAUAGUACACAGAGUAAAUAGCCGAAAGUUUAAAGAUUCUUUUUGGAGCGCAAUUUUUUUUUUGUUUUUUUUGUUUUUUGUUUUCCUGGGCACUGUUUUAUGGACUUGGUAUGCUCCAAUGCUGUAAAUAUAUAAAUGUUCGGGAGCCCCAUUGUUACAACUUUAGGUCAUUGAUUCUUUAUAUCCAUUCAUGUUAAUCUGUGUCUAAUUAAUAUUGCAAAUAAGUUUAAGAUCCAAUGAUUUAGUGCGGUAAUGACAA